CUUUCAGUGCAUACACACAUACCAACCAGCAUAACACCAAAAUACACUGAAAUCCAGGCUACAACUACACGGGACUGCACCUCCACCUCUAUCUGACUUCAGACUCUGCUGCAGAUUGUUGGAUUGUACUGAGAGUUUUUAUUUUUGCCUUUUUUUUUUCUUCUUCAUGUUGGAAAAGCUUCUUUCUCCUGUUCUCUGUGGUAUGUGGAUCUGGGAGCGACCAUGUUAUUAGGCAGGUGAUAAAAGGAGAAGCCGGCUGCUCUCUCCCAGCUUAAAGAAGACCCAGGACAGGAAGUGACAGAGAUACACAGCGUCGGAGUCGGAGGGGGAUUCAGCACAGCUAAGAGAAAACCAGAAUGAAAGCGCUGCUGUACCACUGACAAGCAGAACUGGAAUGAUAUCUUGACCUUUUUUCCUGGAAGUGACAAAGUUAGCGAUGAGCGGGGGGAUAUAAUGGCCAAGAACAAGGAUGCGCGCCCCCCGACAUUCGCCGUCAGUGUGGUUGGCCUCUCGGGGACGGAGAAAGAGAAGGGAAACUGUGGCGUGGGCAAGUCCUGUCUGUGCAACCGAUACGUGCGUCCUGAUGCGGACAGCUACUACGUAGAGCACACCUCGGUGCUCAGCACAAUAGACUUUGGGGGGCGCGUGGUUAACAAUGACCACUUCCUGUACUGGGGGGAGGUGUGCCACCGCGGGGACGACGGGUUGGACUGUAAAAUCCAAAUCAUCGAACAGACAGAGUUCAUCGAUGAUCAAACGUUUCUUCCGCAUCGGAGUACCAACCUGCAGCCGUACACCAAACGGGCGGCGGCGACCAAGCUCCAGUCGGCGGAGAAGCUCAUGUACAUCUGCACGGACCAGCUGGGCUUGGAGCAGGACUUUGACCAGAAGCAGAUGCCUGACGGGAAGCUGAACAUCGAUGCCUUUAUGCUCUGCAUCGAUGUCAGCAAGGGUUGCAACAGGAAGUUCGAUGACCAAAUGAAGUUCGUCAACAGCCUCUACUCCCAAAUUGUUAAAUCAAAGAAGCCGAUUGUUGUUGCUGCCACGAAAUGUGACGAGUGUGUGGACCAGCAUCUGAGGGACCUUCAGGCCUUUGUAGCCAGCAAGAAGAAUCUGCUGCUCAUUGAGACGGCAGCACGCUCUAACGUCAAUGUGGAGCUCUGCUUCAACGCCCUUAUCCAGCAUCUGGAUAAAACAAGGGGGAAGCCAAAAACUGUGCCAUACAUGGACGCCUAUAAAAUCCAACGGCAGCUUGUUGCCUCGGUAACGGAUCGAUUUGAGAAAGUGAUGGUGCAAACGGUGAGAGAUUACCACACCACGUGGAAAACUGUGAACAAUAAUUUGAAGGGUCAACCCGACUACGAGGAGUUCAUCACCUUGGAGGGCUCCAGGAAAGGCCGAAACAUGUUCACUAAGCACAUUGCACAACUGAAGCAGGAGCACAUCAGGAGGAGGAGGGAAGAGUACCUGACGACGCUGCCGAAAACCCUUAACAACCUCCUCAAUCACCUGGAGGAGGUCGAGCACCUCACAUGGCCCGAGGCGCAGAGUUUGAUCCGGAACCGGUCCGAUUUCCAGUAUUGGUUUGUGGUUCUUGAACAUACGCCAUGGGACGAGACGGACCACAUCGACAACAGCGACCGCAGGAUACCGUUUGACCUCCUCAGCACACCCGAUGGUGAGAGAAUCUACCAUAACCACGUACAGCACCUGAUGUCGGAGAAGAGGAGGGGGGAGAUGAAAGAGAGGUUCAAGAAGACGCUGGAUAGAGUUCAUUUUAUCAGUCCGGGGCAGCCAUGGGAGGAAGUCAUGUGCUUCGUCAUGGAGGACGAGGCUUACAAGUAUAUCACAGAAUCAGAUAGGAGGGAUGUUUACUGUAGACACCAGCAGGAAAUAGUUGAAAGGGCCAAAGAGGAGUUUCAGGAAAUGCUUUUUGAGCAUGCUGAGCUCUUCUACGACUUAGAUCUGAAUGCCACCCCCAGCUAUGACAAGAUGAGCGAAAUCCACAGUGUGCUAAACGAAGAGCCCAGAUAUAGAGCGCUUCAGAAACUCGCCCCAGAUAGAGAGUCACUUCUCCUCAAACACAUUGGCUUUGUUUACCAUCCCACAAAGGAGACAUGCCUGAGCGGGCAGAACUGUGUGGAUAUGAAAGUGGAGCAGGUUUUAGCAAACAGGCUGGUGCAGCUCGACCACGGACGCUCUAAUCUCUACUACAACAGUGCCAACAUCGAUAAGAUCAACCUCUGCCUUCUGGGAAGGGAGGGUCUCGCACAGGAACUCGCGAAUGAGAUCCGAGCUCAGUCUACGGAUGAUGAAUACACCCUGGACGGUAAAAUUUAUGAGCUGGAGCUUCUUCCCGUGGAUGUCAACUCCACGCUGCUCUUCAGCCAUACGUGGGUCUCCACGUUCAAGCCGCACGGCUGCUUCUGUGUAUUCAAUUCCAUAGAGUCCCUCAACUGUAUUGGAGAUUGCAUAGGCAGGAUCAGAGCAGAGAUAACACAGAGUAGGAGAGAUAGGUUUGCUCAGCCACUACCAUUCAUUCUCAUCCUGGCCAAUCAGAGGGACAGUGUUUGUAAAAACAUACCCAUCUUAAGGCAUCAGGGCCAACAGCUGGCAAACAAGCUGCAGUGCACCUUUGUUGACAUUCCCUCUGGGGCCUUUCCACGGAAAUUUACUGAGUUCCAAAUUAAGCAAGGACUCCGAGCAGUCCUAGAGGGACUCAAACACAACUUUGAUGUCUUGGCCCCGCUUCCCUCUAUCAAAGACAUGUCAGAGACAGAUCUAAGGAUAGUUAUGUGUGCCAUGUGCUGGGAUCCCUUCAGCGUUGACCUCAUCCUCUCGCCCUUCCUAGACUCUCACUGCUGCAGUGCAGGACAGCCGGGCCAGAGCAACACACUCAUACUGGACAAGAUCAUUGGGGACAGUAGGAGGAGGAUCCAGGUCACUGUCCUGUCCUAUCACUCUGCUAUCGGUGUCCGCAAAGAUGAACUGGUGCACGGCUACAUCUUGGUCUACUCUGCCAAACGUAAGGCCUCCAUGGCGACCCUGCGGGCGUUUUUGGCCGAGGUGCAGGACGUGAUCCCUGUCCAGAUGGUGGCUAUCACUGACAGCCAGGCGGACUUCUUUGAGAAUGACGCCAUCAAGGAGUUGAUGACGGAGGGGGAGCACAUUGCGACAGAGAUUGCUGCCAAGUUCACAGCGCUGUACUCACUGUCACAGUAUCACAGGCAGACAGAGGUUUUCACACCUUUCUUCAAUGAAGUGUUGGAGAAGAAGCCGAACAUCGAGAGCUCCUUCCUGUUUGACAGCUCGUCUCGGGAGUGCACCACCGGAGCCAGCGAAGACGUCUUCCCCACAUCGCCCCACAGCCAUUCUCCAGCCUACAACACGUAUUACCCAGAGUCUGAUGACGAUAACGAAGCCCCCCCACCUUACAGUCCCAUAGGUGACGACGUUCAGCUUCUCCCCACUCCCAGUGAGCGGGCCAAAUACCGGAUCGAUCUGGAGGGGAACGAGUACCCGGUCCAUAGCACACCUGUUGGAGACCAUGAACGCAACCACAAAGUGCCUCCUCCGGUCCGCCCCAAACCGGUGCUCCCCAAGCCUAAUGUCAAAAAGCUGGACCCCAACCUGCUGAAAACCAUUGAGGCUGGCAUGCGAAGCAACCGCAGGACGCCACGUGGCCCAAUGACACACGGCGAGGAUGUGGAGGCGUCAGAAAACUAUGCAGACCCUGUGGACACGUUGCUGAGGUCCAGAGGCUUCAACAACGAUGACAUAUACGCUGUGCCUGAUGACACACACAGCCGCCUGGUCAAAAUCAGAAACUCAUUCGGUGGGUUACACGGUCUCCACGUAGGAGGGGAGGAAGAGAACGGAUUCGAUCGCAAGUCUCAGGCUGGACGACGGCCGUCAAAAUACAAACACCGCUCUAAAAUCCUGUUCAGCAAGACGAAAGCCUACCAAAGACGGUUCCACUCGGACAGCGACGGGGAGGAGUCCGGCCCCGCCACGCAGAAAAAGAAAAAGGGAAGAGCCCACCGAGGCAGCGAGGAGGAUCCGCUGCUGUCACCUGCCGACCCCUGGAAGGGCGGGAUAGAUAACCCCGCCAUCACCUCCGAUCCUGAGCAGGAGGACAAGAAGAUGAAGAAGAAGAAGACGCCCAAGACGCCAAAGGAACCGAAGAAGAUUCAUUACACACAACUGAAGUAG
This is a messenger RNA of Scomber japonicus (chub mackerel), 4212 nucleotides long. RefSeq names its product Rho GTPase activating protein 5 (gene arhgap5). Bases 454 to 4212 code for a protein of 1252 amino acids. The record is from RefSeq and is a predicted model, not a curated record. The transcript has 3 exons. Lineage: Eukaryota; Metazoa; Chordata; Actinopteri; Scombriformes; Scombridae.